This is a messenger RNA of Necator americanus (New World hookworm), 327 nucleotides long. RefSeq lists its product as uncharacterized. The record is from RefSeq and is a predicted model, not a curated record. The coding region runs from base 1 to 327 and encodes 108 amino acids. The transcript has 4 exons. NCBI's taxonomy places the organism in Eukaryota, Metazoa, Nematoda, Chromadorea, Rhabditida, Ancylostomatidae.
AUGAACUCCCGCGCUUCGCUCAUCCUUCUCGCUGUGAUGUUUGCGACGUCAGCCAUUACCAUUACGUUGAUGAACGACCUGUGCAGAACACAACUCAAGCUCUUCCUCUACUUGGAUUUGUUUUUUGUUUUCUUACAAGCCUCAUCCGGCGCUGUGGAACAUCUUAAGUGCGUUAAUAACACAUACGGGAUGUUUGGACGUCUCCGCGACUUCUCCGCAACAAAUUCCUCUCUUAUCGAACUAAGCAGGAGCACUAAAUGCAUUCAGCUUCUGAAAGGAACAGAACAACAACAUAGAUCAAAAUUUGAAGCCAAGAGUUUUGCUUGA